Linum trigynum is the source of this 629-nucleotide messenger RNA. The record is from the annotation of a GenBank genome assembly. NCBI's taxonomy places the organism in Eukaryota, Viridiplantae, Streptophyta, Magnoliopsida, Malpighiales, Linaceae.
CACCUCCAACUCAUCCAACAGAAGACAAAGCGGCUCUCUGUUCACUUCCCACAGAGUCCAUCUCGCACUUAAGCUUCAGAAAUGGCAGAUUGGAAUCAAGAGACGUGGGGGGACGUCAACAGGAGCCCCGGUCUUCCCAUCGAGAGCGACGUCUCGAAGCUGAACAAGAACACCGCCGCCACGAUUGGGAUAGCGAAGCUGGAGGAGCAGCUGAGCCGGGCGGCCGCCGUGCGCCAGACCACCCUCCACAAUCUGAAGACUCAUAGUAACUGUAUAUAUGCACUUCCGCAUCUUCGUACUAGUCUCUAAUAUUUGAUUUUAUUGAUUUUUUGUGUUUUUGAGGCUGAUUUGAUCUUAUCCAUUUCGUGAUGUAGGAUGUUGUCAAAAAAGUGAUUUGGUACAUAAAGUGUGGUUUUAUAUGAAUAAUCGGGCUCACCAGUCAUAGACAAAGUAAAAAACAUAUUCUUUCAAGCACUGCAAUCUAAAUGAAAAAGGACCGUUAACCAAACACUCCUAAGUGAGUUUUAUAAUCAGUCAUCCUAGACUUGCUGAGCUUGCCUGUAGUCAAUCUUGUCGAGAAAGGAUUGUUCAGUUGUUAACUGAAAUUGCGAUAAAGGUUCGCGAGUUCA